AUGUCCGUCCCCACGGUUUUCGAGAAUUAUGUGACGGAUUGCAGAGUUGAUGGCCGGUCGGUACAAUUAGCAUUAUGGGAUACGGCUGGCCAAGAAGACUAUGAACGGUUGCGUCCGCUAGCAUAUUCCAAAGCGCAUGUGAUUCUGAUCGGGUUCUCGGUGGAUACUCCGGAUUCCUUGGAGAACGUCAAGCACAAGUGGAUCGAGGAGGCCAAUGAGCGGUGCCCAGGUGUGCCGAUAAUCCUAGUUGGCUUGAAGAAAGAUCUCCGGGAAGACCCUCUCGCUGUUGAGGAGAUGAGAAAGAAGUCUCUAAAAUUCGUCACGCCGAAGGAAGGAAGUGAUAUUUCGACUCAAAUCGGGGCCAGAAAGUACUUGGAAUGCUCCUCCUUGACCGGAGAGGGGGUUGACGACGUCUUUGAAGCUGCUACCCGUGCUGCUCUUCUCACAUUCGAGAAGCGUAAAAGCUCAUGCUGCAUCGUGCUAUGA
Molecule: messenger RNA, 486 nt
Organism: Aspergillus bombycis
Lineage: Eukaryota; Fungi; Ascomycota; Eurotiomycetes; Eurotiales; Aspergillaceae
Gene: rho2
Product: putative Rho GTPase Rho 2
Exons: 3
Coding region: 1-486 (161 amino acids)
Biological process (GO): small GTPase-mediated signal transduction
Molecular function (GO): GTP binding; GTPase activity
Source: RefSeq, a predicted model, not a curated record